AUGCUCAACCCAGGACUGGCCAGCAUCGUGCUCGCCACCGCCUCAAUCUCCGCGCUCAUCUACAUCGCCUACCUCUACGCCAUAAACCGCACCCGUCUCGCAGUCCACCUCAAAAGAAAAGGCUAUCAUCGAUGUCCCCAUUACCAGCACAAAGAUUUCCUCUUCGGCUCCGACUGGCGGGAUUCAUUAGUAGUAGCUUCCAUCGCCGGAACUCGCCAACAAUGGUACCGGGAACAAUUCGCUACCUACGGCAAGACGUUCGAGACUCGCAUCUGGGGCAAGCGGAUAUUCCAGACAUGCGACCCGGCGAAUGUCCAGGCGGAGCUCACGGCGCCUGCGACGGAUGUUGGAGCGGGCCCGUCGAGGGCUGGGCUGCUUUCUUGGUUGGGGCGCGGUGCGUUUACGAUGGAUGGAGAGUUUUGGAGGCGAUCGAGGGAGAUGCUGAAGCCAGUCUUUAAGAGGACGGCGAUCUCGGAUAUGAGCCGUCUCGAGAGACAUCUGGCACGGCUCUUUGAUGAGCUUGAGCGAGAGGGGCUUGAGGUCGAUUUGCAGAGUCAUUUUAUUCGAAUGUUCCUCGACUUCACCAUGGACCUCCUCAUCGGCGAAGACGUCAACACCAUCAACAAAGAAGCUUCCAAAAUCGACGUUGCCUCAUUCCUCACAGCCUGCGAUGAAUCCCAACUACAAGUCGUCCGCUCAGCACAGCCUUGGAUAGUCCGAUGGUGGAAAGGAUGGACGAAGACCUGGAAUCAGCCCUUGGACGCCACGCAAGGCUUUAUCGGACGAUACGUCGACUCGGCCGUCCAAGAUUUCGAGACGAAAGAGGGCGGGCCCAUCAAGCGUUCAGAUGCGUUUAUCGACGAGCUCAUCCGCGAGGCGGGCAGUAAAGACAAGACGUACUUGCGAGACCAAAUUCUCAAUGUCUUCAUGCCCGGGCGAGAUUCAGUCGCAAUUGAGAUUACACACGUCAUGCUCUACCUCUCCCAGAAUCCCACGGUCUACGAAAAGGUUCGAGCAGAAGUCCUCGCAGCUGGUUUCCGGGACGACAGGGAAAUCUCCUACGACUCCCUCAAAACGUUACCAUACGUCAAUGCAGUCGUCAACGAGGCACUCCGGCUCGGCGGACCACCAAAUGGGCAGACAGUCCGCGAUAUCCUCUCAGACAUCGUUCUCCCUCGAGGAGGCGGCGCCCACGGCGAUCAGCCUAUCCUGAUCCCCAAAGGUUCAGUCUUGUACACACAGAUCCGCUCCAUGUAG
Zasmidium cellare ATCC 36951 is the source of this 1257-nucleotide messenger RNA. RefSeq lists its product as uncharacterized. The coding region runs from base 1 to 1257 and encodes 418 amino acids. The record is from RefSeq and is a predicted model, not a curated record. Gene Ontology annotation, molecular function: iron ion binding; oxidoreductase activity, acting on paired donors, with incorporation or reduction of molecular oxygen, reduced flavin or flavoprotein as one donor, and incorporation of one atom of oxygen; heme binding. Lineage: Eukaryota; Fungi; Ascomycota; Dothideomycetes; Mycosphaerellales; Mycosphaerellaceae. The transcript is spliced from 2 exons.